Messenger RNA from Polypterus senegalus (gray bichir), 2767 nucleotides. RefSeq names its product ceramide kinase family protein. The transcript has 13 exons. Lineage: Eukaryota; Metazoa; Chordata; Cladistia; Polypteriformes; Polypteridae. Gene Ontology annotation, molecular function: kinase activity. Bases 238 to 1887 code for a protein of 549 amino acids. The record is from RefSeq and is a predicted model, not a curated record.
GCUCGACGUCAGACGCGACGACCAAUGAAAAACGAGAGCCUUCCAGGUGUGCACCGGGUGACUCAGGUAACUCUACACCACAGAGCGCUGCUUCAUGGUUUCUUAAAGUCUGUCAAAACAGAUGAGUCCAGGACUUCAAAGCAUCGUCUGCUAGGAGAGAAGAAAGGCAAAUCUUUGAAAAAGUGCUAACUAGACGGCGUUCAAGCAUCUGGCUCUGAGAUUUGCGUGGACAUCGACAUGGACCCGUUCCAGUCUUGUUUAAAGAUCAAAAAAAAAAUUUAUUCAGCGAUUCUGAACGGGAGGAGCUUCAAAUGGACGCGAACGCACAAGCGUGGAAAACCAGAAUCCAUAGAGACCAUCCCUCUGGUGGAAAUUAUUGCAGUGCAAAAGGGGCUCGUUGAAAUUGUGCCUUGUAAGAAGAUUAUUAACACACCUAAUGACUUUACGGUGUUUUUUGUGAAGCGAGCUCUGAAACGCCAACAGCGCUGGAUUCUGGACAAAAUGGUCUUUACUGCUGAGGACUCCAAUCUGAGGGAUCAGUGGGUGUCGCAAUUAUCACAAAGAAUUGAGCAGCACGGUCAGCAGCGUCCACAGAGGCUGCUAGUGUUUAUCAAUCCUUUUGGAGGCCGAGGAAAAGCAUGCAAAAUUUACUACUCGCAUAUUGCCCAGCUGUUUGAGCUGGCAGGGAUCAAUGUCCAUGUGCUGGAAACAGAAAGAGCAAACCAAGCCCGGGAUUACAUUCUGCAGAAGGAUUUGUCCAGCUUUGAUGGUGUGGUGUGUGUGGGAGGAGAUGGGAUGUUCAGUGAGCUCAUGCACGGCCUGAUUGGACGAAGCCAGAGAGAGGCAUGCAUUUCUGAGGAUGAUCCUGAAGCCACCCUGCAAGGCUGUUCUCUGCGUAUUGGAAUCAUACCUGCAGGUUCAACAAACUGUGUGUGCUUCGCUACUGUUGGAGUGAAUGACCCCAUCACCUCAGCACUGCACAUCAUCAUAGGUGACAGUCAGCCUUUGGAUGUUUGUGCCGUUCAUCACAAGAAGCAACUCAUCAAGUACUCCGUCUCGAUGGUGGGAUAUGGAUUCUAUGGGGAUGUGUUGUCCGACAGUGAUAAGCACCGUUGGAUGGGUCCAAUCAGAUAUGAUUAUUCAGGAUUUAAGGUAUUCCUCCAGAACCGCAGCUAUCAAGGCAUCAUUGAGUACCAGCUGGCAGGAACAGGGCAGUCGAACCCAAGAGACAACACUCGCUGCAGGACUGGGUGUAUGGUAUGCUCAGAGUCCACAGAGCGGCUAUGCUGUCCAGAAGAAAUGGCCUUUGAUAACGUCUCAAAAAGGAGCUACAAAAGCCAAGGCUCAGAUGAGGAGGUGAUUGACGAAUGGUGUAGUACUGAAGGAACGUUCAAGGCUAUUAACAUGACUUGCAUGUCCAGUGCUUGUCCCAAGAGUCCGGAUGGCCUGUCUCCCUGUGCACACCUAGCAGACGGCACAGCAGAUCUCAUCAUUGUGCGCAAGUGCUCCCGUGUCAGCUUUUUAAGGCAUUUGUUCCGCCACACCAACCAAAAAGACCAGUUUGACCUGCCUUUUGUUGAUGUUUAUCGAGUGAAGGCACUUAAGUUCACACCGAUACCUCGAGAUGAUGAUGAUGAUGAUGAUGAAAGUCUUGGAUCAACACUUCCGGUGCAUUUGGCGCAUGGAAGUGUGGAACAAACAAAGACCAGCUUUCUCGCCCGGCUCUGUGGAGGUCCAUCGAGGAGAUCAAAAUGGAACUGCGAUGGUGAGGUCAUGCCACAUGCGGCCAUCAAUGUCAGGGUGCACGGCCAACUGAUUAAGCUUUUUGCUCGAGGCAUUGAAGGGCCCUUUAUAAAAAGGAGAGAAUCAUGGAUGCCUUACAGGUGAUUCAAAAGAUACUCAAGAGUGUCAACUUUCAUACCCACAGCCACACUGGCAAACAGCUUAAUAAGUGGCAUCUUUUAUCUACUGUAGACUGGGCCACAUGCCCCAUUUGGUGCUGCAGCAGACAGAAAAAGGACAACUACCCAUGGCAAGGGAAAAGGAUGGCAAAGCAUUUAGCUGGCAGGAUAUUGUCUGCACUUCACUCCCCCGAGGGAAACCAGCACUGCCAUCUUUGUAAAAUGGCACUGUGGAUGCAAACCACAUUACUGUGAUGCCAAUUGUGGUUUUAUGCACUUUAAUUCUGUUAGUCUGAACUCUGAUCUGAACCCACUGGUGGGUUCUCUACUUUAAACACGUGGAAGUGUUCCCCACGCUGCAUGGAUAAUGCAGAUCUCAUUUGAAGUGAUCUGUUAAUCAGCCGGCUUUCUUCAAUCAUAGGAGACCUGGUGUCUUACUAGAGAGAGAGGCGUCAAGACUCUGAGGUGUGGCAGACAUCCAGCUAUGAAACUCUUCUACCACAAUUGGGAUACUUGGUCAUUUACUACUUAUUUAUUUAUUUAUUUAAUUCUACGUUCCUGCAAUCUUGUAAAUACUGUUCAGCCAACUUAGAUACAGCUUUUUGAGAAUGAGGGCUAUGGUUCAAACCCUGGUGAGAAUGACAGCACUGUUUGUUACUUUUAGAUUCCUUAUUGUAGACAUAUUUAAUAUACACCAUUUUUUAACUCCUUGUAGACUUGAAUAAUGCAGUAUGGAAAAAUGAUACUCUGUGAAAAAAAAUGUAUGAGAAGCUUACUUACUCAAUAAUAAAAAAUGCAGACUUUAAACUUGUAAAUCCACUGUAGAUCUCUGAAAAAAAUAAAAGACACAAGAUAUUGCAAAAGUU